CCCUUGCUGCUGCUCUCACUCCUCUGUCCCUGCUUCCUCCUCGCAGAUCCAGAGGCAGCAUGGCUGCGAAUGGUGCCGUUAGCCCCCAGGGAUAACUGCAGCCCAUCUCCUCCUUUGCUCCCCAGGACUCCCAACCAUCUCCUCUCGCCCUCCUCGCAGCGACAUGUAGCAAAAUCGGUCCCCCUGCAGCAGAAGCCGUCGUGACUCCUCCUGCCCCUCCUCAGCCAGCGCCGCGCAAGCUCGUCCCCAUCAAACCUGCUCCGCUCCCCCUGGGCUCCGGUAAGAACAGCUUUGGGAUCCUGUCGUCGAAAGGGAACGUCUUCCAGAUCCAGGGCUCUCAGGUCAGCACCUCCUACCCUGGGGGGCAGCUGGUUUUUGCCAUCCAGAACCCAACUGUCAUCAACAAGGGGACCCGCUCGUCCACCACCAACAUCCAGUACCAGGCAGUGCCCCAGAUCCAGGCCACGGGGGGACAGACCAUCCAGGUCCAGCCCAACCAGAUCCAGAUUAUUCCAGGCACGAAUCAAGCCAUCCUCACGCCUUCCUCUUCCUCUCACAAGCCCGUGCCCAUCAAACCAGCUCCGGUGCAGAAGCGGGGAGCUUCCCCAGUGCAGGGCACCAGCAGCGUGGUCAAGUUGAGUGGUGGCAGCAACGUGACUCUGACCCUGCCCGUGAACAACCUGGUGAACGCUGCUGAGCCGGGCGCCCAGGCUCAGCUCCUGGCAGAGAGCUCCUCAAAACCCACCAAAAAGCCCCGGAAGAAAGCCAUGUCACCCACCCAGCCCACCACGGUGGCCGUGGCCGAGCAGGUGGAGACGGUGUUGAUAGAGACCACGGCGGAGAACAUCAUCCAGGCGGGCAACAACCUGCUGAUCGUGCAGAGCCAGGGCUCCGGCCAGCCGGCCGUGGUGCAGCAGGUACAAGUGGUGCAGCCCAAGCAGGAGCCACAGGUGGUGCAGAUCCCGCAGCAGGCCCUGCGUGUGGUCCAGGCCGCCUCUGCCACGCUCCCCACCGUCCCCCAAAAACCCUCCCAGAACUUCCAGAUCCAGACGACGGAACCUACUCCUACCCAGGUCUACUUCAAAACCCCAUCGGGCGAGCUGCAGACG
Molecule: messenger RNA, 1109 nt
Organism: Nestor notabilis (Kea)
Lineage: Eukaryota; Metazoa; Chordata; Aves; Psittaciformes; Psittacidae
Gene: SP2
Product: Sp2 transcription factor
Source: RefSeq, a predicted model, not a curated record